AUGAGUGUGCCAAAACAUGAGAAAGUUCAACUAACAGUAUACGAAGCAGAUGUAGUUAAAUUAAUUUUGGAAUUUUUGGAAAAACGUGAUCUAGCCAUCUCUAUGUUAGCCCUAGAACGAGAAACUGGACAAGUAAAUGGACCAUUCAAUGAAGAUGUACUAUUCUUUCGUCAAUUAAUUUUGGAAGGUCAUUGGAAUGAUGCACUUGACUAUUUGGAACCAUUACGAGGUCCACCUGUUGAGUUAGAUCUUAGAAAGCCCCGAUUUUUAUUAUUAAAACAUAAGUAUCUAGAAUUAUUGUGUCUACGUGAUGUAACUAACUUGGAUGGGACUACCGGUGUUAGUGUUAACGGAAAUGAUAUAGAUCAUGGUGUUGAACAGGUUAUUGAUUGUUUGAAACAGUUAGAACCUGAAUGUGAAACUCAAGCAGAGUAUCGUGAUUUAACUCUUUUGUUAACUUUAACACGAUUAGACCAACAUCCUGAUUAUCGUUAUUGGAAUCCAAGUUUAGGCCGUUUACAAUGCUUUAAUCAGAUCUAUCCGCUCUUGCAACCAUUUAUUCAACUUAGUAAACAUUCACCUAGUGGCCAGGCAUCAACUGAUGAAAAUGCUCGUGGUGACCGACUUUUACGAUUACUUGUUAAAGGUUUACUAUACGAAGCAUGUGUAGAUUACUGUGCUCUUAUGGCAACAGAACAGAAAGCUCAAAUGCAGAUAACUGGAAUGCUUGGAGGUGAUUUAGACGAGGAAGAAGAAACUGAACGUCUUUACAAUCAGAAUAUUUCCUUACAUACUACACAAAACAAUGAAAUAAAUCAGCGAGCACAUAGUCAUUCUACUAGUCAUUGUCGCCAACCUGUUGCACCGGAUUUAUCAUUAAAUUCAUGGCUUCAAUCAUUGAAACCAGUGAAUUUUAGUCAACCAUUCCAAUCAUAUGAAUUAGAUUUGAAAGUACAACCCAUUAAUCGACCAACACUUGAAUCUAGUUUAUGGCCAGAACAUAUAUUAACUCAACCUACUGUGAAACCACUUGUAUUUCCUUAUACUCAUAUACCAGAAUCAAAUACCAUAAUGGGAUCAAGUAUUCAGCGUUCAGUAUUAUCAAUACAUAAUCCAGCUUUAAACAGAGGCCAUCUUCAAGGACCUGGUGGUGAAUUAAUGCGAAGUCUUAUUCCUGCUUAUGAAGGACUCUCCAGUGGUCUCUUACGCAUGAAACCACCGUCAUUACAAAAUGAUGAACUGAACGGUGAAUAUGACAUCAAUCAUCAUAAUGGUAUCAAUACAGUUUUGCGUCCAGUUAUUCGGAGUUCUGGUUUACCCAAUUUAUCUCGACGUGGUCCUCGUUUAAUGACUCAUUCUUUGUCUGGAUUUCGUCUUCCACCUAAUCCGAAUCUACAAUUUUUAAAUCAAAAAUCUAAUUCCAACCAAACAGUAGCAUCUACAAAUACACAAGAUAAUAAUACUAUGUCAGAAAAUAAAGUACAAAAUAUUUCAACAGAUCAAAACACUAAUGGAAAUGCUCAUUUAGAAUCGGCCAAUAUUUCCGCCAGUAUGCAAGCUUCAGUGGAUCGGUUAUUUUUACUACAUGGUCAAAUGUCAUCUACUUCAACAGAUAUGAAUAUUUCUAUGGCAGAUCACCAUGAACAUAACAUAUCCACAACAGUACGAAACUCAAUGUUAUUAUCUCGUUCUACUGCUCUAACAGGAGGUCAAAUGCAGUCAAUUACAGAAGAAUCGUCUCAUUCAUCAUUUGAUCCUGUUAAUAAUGAUCGAUUGGCAGUAAAACAAUCUGUCAGUGUUGAUGAUACUACCAGUCAUCGAAAAUCUCCAUCAUCUUCAUCACCAUGUAACAGAACAAUGUCUGGUAGUUUAUCACCUAAAGAGAUGGUUGCAUCAAUGCAAAGUUCAAUUAUUAUCGAUAUAGAAAGUGAUAAAGAUGGUCAUAAACUCGGUUCACAUGCUGGUGAUUUACUGCAUGAAUUUCAAAAACGUCGUCUUGAUAGAGAAAAUUCUCAAGUGCCCAAUACUACUUCCGGUGCUAAUAGCAAUGAUCAGUCAUGUUCGGUUACACCUAUCAUUAGUCAAGCUACAAAAAACACUACUCAGCUAUCUGAAACUAUUGAACCUAAUGUAAAUGAAAAACCAUCUAUAAUUUAUUCUUCCUCACAACCACAUUCACAACGUACUGACAUGGAUAGACCAUGUAAACGUAAUGGUAAAUUAUCGGAAACCUCUGAUACCAGUCCUCAAUCCCCACGUUACAUACCUGUAACAAUUUUAGAAGAUAGUCAACCAAUACGUUGUGUUGCAUUUCAUCCAUCUGGACGAUUAUAUGCUGUCGGUUCGAAUAGCAAAUUUUUACGUGUAUGCCAAUAUCCUAAUGUACAACACCUUAGUGCUAAUCAUGUAGCUACUUCUCCAGUAGUUCUAGUGAGACGUCAAAAAUACCACAAAGGUAGUAUAUAUUGUGUUGCUUGGAGUCCAGAUGGUCGUAUUAUCGCAACAGGAAGUAACGACACUACAAUUCGUCUACUUCAAAUGGAUCCAACAACUGGCAUACCAGAUGCUGCUUAUGGUGAUCCAGAAAUUGCAAGUACCGCUGGACAAGCCAUUGAGCUAAGGUAUCAUGAUGGCACAGUACGAGAUAUUGCAUUUCUAUUAGGAAGUUAUCCAUGUUCAGAUACAAUUACAAGUACACCAUGUAGUCAUUUACUAAGUGCUGGUGCAGGUGAUUCUCGUAUUUAUCUUGUUGAUUGUAAUCGAGCCCAAACAUUUGAUCUAUCUACACCGAAGUCCACUCCACCUAAUUAUGUUGUACGUUCCAUGUCUGGGCACACAGCUGCAGUUUAUUCAUUAUCUGUAUGGAGUCCUGGUUCAUUGUUUGUUUCUGGUAGUGCAGAUGCUACUGCACGUCUAUGGGAUUUACGAGCUCCAGCUCCUGUGUUAAUUGUUCCAUCUUAUUCAGGUUCACAAGGCAGUGCAUUUGCUUCAGUUACUGUUGAGCCGAAUUGUAAUUUACUGGCUAGCGGACAUGAGGAUUCAACAAUAUCAUUAUUUGAUUUACGUGGUGCUCGUUAUAUCAAUGCAUAUAGACCACAUUCAAAUGAAGUGCGUAGUGUACGAUUCUCACCAACUGCUUAUUACCUACUAUCAGCUAGUUACGACAAACGUGUUAUAUUAACCGACUUUCAUGGUGAUUUAUCUCAACCAUUGCCUUGUGUUCAAUUAGCUGAGCAUACGGAUAAAAUUAUACAAGCACGUUGGCAUCCUAAUCAAUUAUCAUUCAUUACCUCAAGUGCAGAUAAGAGUGUUAUUUCAUGGGCAUUACCCACUGUGUGA
Messenger RNA from Schistosoma spindalis, 3339 nucleotides. The record is from the annotation of a GenBank genome assembly. NCBI's taxonomy places the organism in Eukaryota, Metazoa, Platyhelminthes, Trematoda, Strigeidida, Schistosomatidae.